Molecule: messenger RNA, 1362 nt
Organism: Cercopithifilaria johnstoni
Lineage: Eukaryota; Metazoa; Nematoda; Chromadorea; Rhabditida; Onchocercidae
Source: the annotation of a GenBank genome assembly
AUGUUCCCGUGGGGUUUAUAUUUUGAUUUAGAUGCGCAGGAACAGGAUCAAUCGGAGAAUGCUGGUUUUAACUCAGCAAAUCCGUCUACUACGCAUGAUGAUUUCGAAGCAGACUUUGUUACUGUAACAAAUCCAACACAAGCAAAUUUUACAACUUCAAGAAAUCGAACACAAGCAAAUUUUACAACUUCAAGAAAUCGAACACAAGCAAAUUUUACGACUUUAACAAAUCGAACACGACAAUUUAUUAUCCAUAAUCCUUCUGCAUCAACAUAUGGACAGGCACCAUACCAACAACAUACACCUUUGAUUACAGUAGUGCGUAACAGGACCGAAUCAUCCCAAUAUGCAUCGCAAUUUUUCACAACUACUAUACCACACACUUCGACAUUAGUUCGAUGCAAUCAGACACGAUCGACGAAUAGUUUGGCUCCUUCUGUUCCAUCGGGUCAUCCAGCCCUACUUGAAACGUUUAAUAUCAGAACUCCAGCUAUUGCUUCAAUUGAUCAUGGAGUUCAAAGUCAAUUACCAUCAACUGUAAACGGAUCUGACUGUAUGACACUGCAAUCCAUUCAAUCUCAAGAAAACAAUCAAAUAUUACCGAAGGUGACUGCAACGUCGUCAAAUGAACGAAGUACUAUUCUUCCUUCUGAUACAGUACCAACUAAACAACAAGUCCAUCAUGUUUUGAAGGAUGAUCAUAAAAGCUUAGGAGUAGAUAGCAAUAUUACGGGGGAUAGUGGCGAGUCGGUGAUAGAAGAGGAAGAACACAUCGUGGAUGAUAGUACGAAAGAGGAUGAAUAUUACGAUUUAGAAAAAGGGCUUGAACAUUUGUCAAACGUAAUAAAUUUGUGCGAUAAUGCGAAUACCAAACCGGAAGAGAGUUUUAUUGUUCCAUAUGCUUCUAAACGUAUACGGGAACUGAAUAUGAAGCUUGUUCUUGGUGAUGGAACAAUAAGAAAAUUACAGCUUAAAAUAAAGCGAUUAAAUGAAAAAGUUAUAUCGCUCCGAUCUUCUCUACCGUUAAAAAAUAUCACAAGUACGCCACGUCAGAAAUUCGAAAUGAAAGAAUUUCUGGAACACUAUAUAAAGGAAAGAACUCAUCAAGAUUACAGUUUUUGGAUUAUGGCAGAAAUGAUGCAACCAUUGAUGGAUACAUUGAUCAAAAGACUUGAUCAACUGCCAUCGGAUAAAAUCUUGUCCGAAACAAGUAAUUGGUUGAACGUAAAUUUCAAACUAUGCGCUGUUAGAAUGUGUGCUUCGACGUUGUUAGUAGCUUUGGCAAAAGACGCCAGCAUGUUGGACAAUCCGAAUGCACUGCAAGAAUACAUUCAAAGAGAAUUAUCGCAACAGGAACUGUAA